Messenger RNA from Mercenaria mercenaria, 4666 nucleotides. RefSeq lists its product as uncharacterized. Lineage: Eukaryota; Metazoa; Mollusca; Bivalvia; Venerida; Veneridae. Gene Ontology annotation, molecular function: zinc ion binding; ubiquitin-protein transferase activity. Bases 202 to 1890 code for a protein of 562 amino acids. The record is from RefSeq and is a predicted model, not a curated record. The transcript is spliced from 2 exons. Gene Ontology annotation, biological process: positive regulation of DNA-templated transcription. Gene Ontology annotation, cellular component: nucleoplasm; chromatin.
CAUCUGUAUGUUAUCUUUUAUCAGUUUAGCAUAUCGUCGAAUAUUUCAAUGAAGGAAUUUAAACGCAUUAAUUGUAAAAUAUGUUGUUAUGAUCAAAUAUGGUGUAGAGAUUAAAGCUAAGUUUAGUUUUUUAUAACCAGGAAGUAAUUAUAUUUACGAAAAAUGCGAAGUGGGACACAAAGUUAAUAAUAUCAGCACAAUAUGGCGGCCAGUAAAGAUCUCACUAAAUCUUCAUCUGAGGGAUCCGAGGAGAUGUCCGAUAAAUGUUGUUCCUCUUGCAAUGAACAUGGAAAAACAACAGAGGCGAAGAAAUUUUGUGUCGAUUGUGGACUUUAUUUGUGUGAAAAUUGUUUGAGAGUUCAUAAAAUAAUCCCGUCACUACAGUCUCACCAGAUUGUCAAUUCGCAAGGAGAACAAACACAAGGCAAAGGUGAGAAGCUGGAGUUGCCAACAGAGAGAUGUUCCACACACCACGGAAAGUUGAUGGAUAUGUUCUGUGGUGAUCACGAUGAAGUAUGUUGUGGAGCUUGUAUUGCUAUUAAACACAGAGCAUGCAUCAAAGUUGAUUACGUACCCAAUGUUGCCAAAGGUAUAAGAAUGAGCAACGAGUAUAAAGAUGUCAAAGGUUCUAUCACUGAGGUACUGAAUAACAUGAAACAGGAGAAAACUAGAAGGACGACCAACCUUACAAGUCUUGAAGAAGAGAAAAUCAAGGUACUGCAAGAGGUAGACCAAUAUCAAGAGGAGAUAGUUCUGAAAAUAAAGGAGCUAGCUGAAUCAUCAAGACAGGAUAUCCGAUCAAAAUAUGAGAAAAUAAAAAAAGUCAUCACAGAUGACGUGGAUACUUUAGAUACGUUGAUUUCAACUACAGAUACAAACUUGCAGAAGCUUUCAAUCACGAAUGAAGUCCAACUGUUUGUAAAUGUCAAAGCCAGUAAAAUGGCAGUUAAAGAUGGUGAUUCUGUUUUGAGGGAGAUGUCUUCAAGCUGGACAAAUAAACAUUUGAAAUAUUCUCGUGAUGAAAACCUCAAAGAUAGGAUUUCUAGUAUGGUAUCUUUCGGAAAUCUUGAAGACGAGGAAGAUGUUAAAGAAUACAAAGCAACGUUGUAUGGAAAAUUUAAUGUCAAGCAGAAUACUGACACUUCGUCAUUUGUCAUUGCCGCGAUAUGCCCUUUACAAGAUGGUUCCAUUCUGCUCGCAGAUCAUUACAAUAAAAAGUUAAAGCGAUUAGAUAGUAGCUAUAUGAUUAAAGAGUCUAUACCGCUUGACGGUCAACCCAUUGGAAUUUGCAGUGUCGGGAAAAAGGAAGUUGCCGUUUGCCUGUUUAGUGUUGGUAAGAUACAGUUUGUGUCAGUUGAAAAUAACUUGAAAUUGACGUCCACCAUUUCCGUAGAUACAGGAUGCUAUGGGAUUUCCUACAGGGAGACUAUUGAUGAAAUGUAUGCAUGCUGUGGAACAUCUAUUAAUGUGUACAACAGGGCAGGUACUUUGUUAAGGGCGUAUGAUAAGGGUAUCAAUGGGGAACAACUCUUUUCUGGCACACGACAAGUAACUGUCAAUGCUGCGAAUAGUCAGAUCAUCGUUGCAGAUAGUAACAAAGGGCUGGUAGCUUUGGACAUUCGGGGCAAGAAUGAAUGGCUGUUAAGUGACCAAGAACUGAUUGGUGCUUGGGGACUUUGCAUAUUGCCAAAUGGUUUUAUAUUAGCCGGCGUAAUCUCAUCAAAUAAUGUUCUGCAGGUAGAUAAGACAGGGAGGAAAAUGGGAGUGUUGUUAGGAGCCAUAGAGGGAUUUAACCAGCCAUAUUCACUUGCUUUUGGUAAACAUGAUUCAAGGCUGAUUGUAGGAAGUUGUUCUCAAGAAAUAUUUGUUUAUACACUUUCUAGAAAAUAGUCAAAGAAAUAGAAAAUGUAGUAUCAUAUUUGUAAACAGGCAGAGAAUUGUAUAAAAUUGUGUUUUAUAAUCGUUCUAGAGGAACUUUAGAGCCUGACUUAACUUUACGCACGCACGCACGCACGAACGCACGAACGCGCACACACAAAGUAUUAAAUGGACAAGAACAUGAAAUGCUGCAUAAUUCACUGUCUCAACGUGCGUGACAAAGACCGAAGGUAUGCAGCAAACCGAUGUUGUUUAGUUUGAGAACAUUUUAUCAGUGUUUGUGUGUUUGAUUUGGAAAUUUUCGUGGAUGUUUAUGUUAGACAUUAUCUUAUUUGGAAUUAUCGUGUACUAUGCUUUACAUUAAUUAAAAUUGUCUGUCUUUUAUUUAGAUUGGCUUCACUUCUGAAAUGUUCACUUGUUUGCGAUACCAUUACUUUUGUUCAAAUCUACAAUCAAGAUCUAAUUUGUAUUAAGUUAAAAAAAAAUAUAUUUUUGUUUUUACAACAGGUGCCUUUACGUAAAGUGCUUAUUUUUGGUUUAGAGUCACACCGACAUAGUUUAAUUCAUAUGGUUACUUGGUGGAGGAAGACGUCAGUUGCCCCUCUAGGCAUCUUAUUUUACAGGAAAUUUCAGAGCACAACAUUACAACAACUGUUUUUGUGAAUGCAAUAAUAUUCAUUAUUUUACCGACUGGCAUUCUUAUUUUACCGCAUUUCUAUAGAACUCUAUACUCUAAAAAGAAAGCAACUUCAAUGUAAAGUGUCCGCUGUCUCAGACAUUUUAACAUAACAGAGAAAAGUUUUGCAGCAAUUAUUCGACAGAAAACAAUUUUAUAUGGUAGGGCAUAAACCAGUAAAGAGUAUGUGGUCGUUUUUGUUUUCCAAUGUACCUCUCACUAAUACAUAUGACUUUAUUUUAUAUUUCUACGGAAACAAGUUGCAAUAAACAGUUAAUAAUAUAUUAUGAUUUUGAAAAGAUUUUACUUAAUAAUGCUAUUCAAAUGCUGUUUGUGAUGCGCAUGUGUUCAAAUGAACGUAACACAAAGGCAUAGUAAAAUAUAUUUUUGAAAGGAGAGUGGAGACGAGCUUUCAUGUCCGUCCGUACUUACCCGGAUUGCCUUUCCACUAUUAUUAUAGUAUUACUAAUCACGCUGUAAUGACUUUCGCAAACACAAACUGUAACGAGUAUUUUCCAGAAGUACUGACCUUGCGCCAAUAUUUUCGUUUUCGGGUUUGUUCGUUUUUAAGCGAUAUUUGUAUCCUGAAAAUAUCUACAUUAACCUUUAGCCUGCUGCCGGCAAUUGAUUCUGCCUUUGCGACCAGUGCAGAUGAUCAUGACCUGCACUGUUUGCUAUUCAGUCAGUAUAUUUUCAGUGAACACCCCUUUGAAUAAUAAAUGGUAUUGCCCAAUUUGAAUGAUUGACCAGUUCAUUUUAGAAAUUUAGCAGGGUAAGGGUUAAUCAAAGUAAUCGAUACAUUUAGUCAAUGGCACGGUAGGGUAGUGGUAAGUUCUUCAACUUCUACACACGUUGCCAUGGGUUCGAAUUCAGGUCACACUAUUUUAUUCUAAAUUAAAUGUUAUGUUUUUGUAUCGAUAUUACUUUGAAUUCUAUAAUAUUCUAUGAAAUAUAUAAUUUUUUCUCGGGUACUGACGCCAGUUUUUUAAUUGUAUGUUUAAAGAUCAACAUGUGUCUGGUCAUGAAUAUUUUAGUCGACUUUUUUGUAGAACGGUUUACUGACAUGUACGCAGAAGUUGAAUUGUUGAGUAUAUUUUUUAAAAGAAUGAUAAUAUACAUGAUAAGUGUGAAAAUUGUCCCGUCUGUUAAAUUCACAGAUGAAAUAAAAAAAAAUAUUUGGACAGAUAUGGGACUCGAACCCACACCCCGAGUUUAGUACUACAGCUAUGCCUACACAUGAUGGUGUUAAUAAGAAAUGCUUAUUACUGGUAUUUCAAAAGUUAUAUCGUUAUUUAGGUUCGGACACCGAAAAUUAAUUUACGAAAUCAUACGUAUUCAUAAGUCCAGAUAAUACUGUUAGUGCUGCAAUGUAUUAUUAGCAGUUAUAUGAAUAAACAAUCAGUAGCAAUAACAACAUCACAUGCGAAGUUAGAUCAAUAAUUGGCUUGUUGGCGUAGGGGAUGAGUGGAAGGAACAAUGAUCAUUUUGCAGGGAUACGUUUGGCGGUUCGAAUCUUGCAUCCAUUACGUAUUGCUUUACAUACUUCGUGUAAGUUAGUUUUUCUCUGGUUUCUUGUUCAUUGUUUUGUUUUUAUUUUGUAUAAAAUCGACAGUAUCUUUAAACCAUUACUGAUAUUAUAACCGGGUAAUUCUAUUUAAAAUGGAGUAUAAGAUUGAAUUAGAGUUUAUAGAACUAACCUGAUGUGCUUUAAAAUGUCACACGCGAGUCUCAUAUUUAAAGGCAAUGCGUAGAUCUCUCUAUUUAAAACACAAUUACCAGCACUUAUUUUCUGUUAAUAUUUCAUAUAAAUAUUGGGACUAAGUUAACUAACUUGAGUUUCUUCAUGGUACCUUAAUAAAAAAUAAGAAAUUAAAUACAGGUUUAUAAAAUGAUAUUGUAUGGAUCUUGGAAUCAAGCUCACGACGAAAGAAAGUCAGAAUCGGAGCGCGUUACCGCUGUGCCAACAAGGAAUUAGUGUAAGCAUCGGAAACGUUGUAUAUGGACUUACUCUUAAUUAUUCUUUUGUUUGUUUACAUUUCAAAACGCUUUAAUACUGUACGUUACCUUUACUGUAUUCAUAUUGAAAUGUGUUUGAAUAAAAUAUUAAGUUUA